AUGUCUAAUUGGGAUAGUUUUCUCUGGAGCUAUGUGUAUAACACGUCCGCUAGUGACGAAGUGCCCUCGCCUGUUCCUGAUUUAAGCAGCGUUGUGAAUUCCGAUUAUGAAAUAAACAUUACCCCUUCCGACAGCAUUGAUGAGAAUAAUGAGAAUAAUGACAACAGUGAUAAUAGUGUUAAUACUAGCUCAAAAUAUUCGUAUAAUGAUAUUUCUAGUACGAAGGCUACUUAUCGUUCUAUAAAAGGUGAAGGUCAGAAAAAUGCUCAUCUUAACACUCGAUUCUCUACUUUUUAUGGCCUGCAGCAGCUCCCUGUACUUCAACCCUCACAACAAUUAAAAGAAGAGAAAGAAGAAGAAGAAGAUAAUAAUGAUGAUAACAAUGACUAUAAUAAUAAUAAUAAUAAUAAUAAUAAUAAUAAUGAAAAUGAUGAAAACGAUGAAAAUAACAGUAAUGAUGAUGAUGAUAAUAAUAAUACGAAUAGCAGCAGUAAUGAAGAUGAGGAAGAAGAAGAGGAAGAUGAAGAUGAGAAUGAGAUUGGUAAUACGGCCAGUAUGAACAGUGGAAAUAACAACAGUAAUAGUAGUCGAGUCUCUAUCACUAUUCACCGACAUCACAUCAUUGGAGAAGAUGGACAACGGAUUGUACGCCGAGCCAUCACACUUCAACCACGUGAGGGAUUACGGGUGGAGAUACCAGAAGAAAACAUUGAGGAAUAUCAUCGUGAACUGAAUGCCAUACUUCAUCAAAACCCAAAUGAUGAGAGAAGUCAGGAUAGUAAUAGUAAUAAUAAUAAUAAUAAU
Molecule: messenger RNA, 804 nt
Organism: Trypanosoma theileri
Lineage: Eukaryota; Euglenozoa; Kinetoplastea; Trypanosomatida; Trypanosomatidae
Exons: 1
Source: RefSeq, a predicted model, not a curated record